AUGGUUACCAUCACCAAGGCUACGACGAGGGAUGUCAGGUUCCCUACGUCUCUCGACAAGACUGGCUCCGAUGCUAUGAAUGCUGCUGGUGACUAUUCGGCUGCAUACUGCAUCCUACACACCGACUCUGAAUUCUCUGGCCACGGCAUGGCUAUCUCUCUUCUCUCCGCCCGUGUUGAGGGAAAGAAGCUCGAGGACCUCGUCUCCAACUGGGGCCAGACCUGGAGAUAUCUCGUCUCAGACAGUCAGCUGAGAUGGAUUGGUCCUGAGAAGGGUGUCAUCCACCUUGCUCUUGGUGCCGUCGUCAACGCCAUCUGGGACUUGUGGGCAAAAACACUGAACAAGCCUGUCUGGAGAAUUGUUGCUGAGAUGUCUCCCGAAGAAUUCGUCUCGUGUAUUGACUUCAGAUACAUCACUGAUGCCAUCACCAAAGAGGAGGCUAUCGAGAUGCUGAAGAAGGAGGAGCCUGGCAAGGCUGAGCGUAUCAAGCAUGCUGAGGCCAACAGAGCGGUGCCUGCCUACACUACCAGUGCUGGUUGGUUGGGUUACGGCAAGNNGGACAAGAUGAAGGGUCUGCUGCAGGAGACCCUCAACGCUGGGUACAAGCACUUCAAGCUCAAGGUCGGCACCAGCGUCGCCGAAGACAAGGAGAGAUUGAGCAUCGCCAGAGAGGUCAUUGGUUACGACAGAGGCAACUUCCUCAUGGUCGAUGCUAACCAGGUCUGGUCAGUCCCAGAGGCCAUCGAGUACAUGAAGCAACUCGCCGAGUUCAAGCCCUGGUUCAUCGAGGAGCCCACCAGCCCUGACGAUGUCUUUGGCCACAAGGCCAUUCGCGAAGCCCUCAAGCCCUACAACAUUGGUGUCGCUACUGGUGAGAUGUGCCAGAACCGUGUCAUCUUCAAGCAGCUUCUACAACAAGGUGCCAUCGAUGUCUGCCAGAUCGAUGCUUGCCGUAUGGGAGGUGUGAACGAGGUUCUUGCUGUCCUCCUCAUCGCAAAGAAGUUCGGCGUGCCGAUUGUCCCUCACUCUGGUGGUGUUGGUCUUCCCGAGUACACUCAGCACUUGAGCACCAUCGAUUAUGUUGUUGUUAGUGGUAGNCUCAGUGUGCUCGAGUACGUUGACCACUUGCACGAGCACUUCUUCCACCCUAGUGUAAUCAAGGAUGGCUACUACACUACUCCUACCGAGGCCGGAUACAGUGUGGAGAUGAAGCCUGAGAGUAUGGAUCAGUUCGAGUACCCUGGCAAGGAGGGCGUCAGUUGGUGGAAGAGCGAGGAGGCUAGACCCAUCCUUGAGGGGUGA
Aureobasidium musti is the source of this 1302-nucleotide messenger RNA. The record is from the annotation of a GenBank genome assembly. Lineage: Eukaryota; Fungi; Ascomycota; Dothideomycetes; Dothideales; Saccotheciaceae.